AUGUUGGGCAAUGCAAUCCGAAGACGGGCCCUGCCCUCCCUGGCGGCGUGUUCGCGUCCAGUGCCCCUCAUUGCCCGUACGACGACCGCUCCUGGGGCCCGAUUCCUCAGUGACAAGCCCGGCUUGGAAUCCACAGACAUCAGGGACAUUGCGGAUGCCAAGAAGACCAACCCACCGCAACCAAAGAUAUCCAACGCCAGCGUCAACGGGGAGAAACUCACAGAAGAGCAACAACGCGAGGUGGAUGAACACAACAGGGACUUUGAGAAGAAGCAUGACACAGCACCAACUGCCGAGGACGAUAAAGUCGACAAGAAGUUCUGGUCGAAUAGAGAUGGCAGCAAAUAA
Molecule: messenger RNA, 348 nt
Organism: Colletotrichum orchidophilum
Lineage: Eukaryota; Fungi; Ascomycota; Sordariomycetes; Glomerellales; Glomerellaceae
Exons: 1
Coding region: 1-348 (115 amino acids)
Source: RefSeq, a predicted model, not a curated record